This is a messenger RNA of Hemibagrus wyckioides, 3021 nucleotides long. RefSeq names its product centromere protein I (gene cenpi). The coding region runs from base 19 to 2187 and encodes 722 amino acids. The record is from RefSeq and is a predicted model, not a curated record. The transcript is spliced from 20 exons. Gene Ontology annotation, cellular component: kinetochore. NCBI's taxonomy places the organism in Eukaryota, Metazoa, Chordata, Actinopteri, Siluriformes, Bagridae.
AAUUAUGUAGCUCACACAAUGGCGCAUUUAUCUAACUCUACAGGUUUGGCUCCGGAUCCAUCUAGAGAAUUAUUAGAGUCUUCCAUUUCUGGUUUGAGCAAUAGGAGUUUACGUGUGGCGGAAAAUGUUAGAAAGAAGGGCGAGAUCAACUCGUUUCAGAUUGCGUUGAAUUAUCUUUCAAACGUGCAGGAAGGCACAGUUGUAAGAGGCAAUGAUGAACUCGAAAGGAACUUGGUUGUGGUGGAGACUGUUGCUCUUCGUCAUGGUCUUCCACCAGAUGCUAUCUCAUUGCUUCUGGAUUUGGCACUAAGCCUCCGUGCAGGUGGUGUGACGUGUUUGCGGAUUUUGAAAUUUUUAAUACCAUCUUCAAUAGUACCUCAGGAAGCCAUCAUAAGAGGUGUGUCAUGGCUGUGCGUGGGGAAAAUGACUGUUAAUGCUCAGGUCCUUUUUCUCCGCUGGGUUCUUACUGUUUUCGACCUUAUUGUCUGCAAAGACCAGCUGAGGUCAAUCUAUGGCUUUAUUUUCAGCUUUGUGACUGAAGAAAAUCUGUGUCCUUUCAUUUGCCAUUUGUUGUACCUUUUAACAAUGAAGGAGCAUGUGCAGCCAUACAGAGUGAGAAAACUGGUGGAUAUUCAGGCCAAAAUGGGCAGACAACCCUUCCUCAUGCAGCUGCUUGCUCUGUAUAAAGUCUUUUGGCCAGAGCUGGUAACUCUUUCUGUGCCAUCACAAAUGAGGACUGGCUUCAAGAACUACAAUUCCACCUGGAAAGCAGCUCUGAGUGCUGUCCAGAAGAAGGCCAGGACUGAAGUAACUGCUGAUCUUAGUCUUAGUGUGGAGCUAAAAGGCAAAUCCACUUCCAGAAAAAGGAAACUACAUCAUCUGGAGGUUCCUGGCCUGAGCUCAGCAUUUGAUACUAGUUCUGAGAGGAAAGUCUACCGUUUACAGGAACUGCGAUCUUUCACUCAGCUGCUACAAAACAUUCACAAUAUAGAGUUGCCGGCCCAAAUGGGCUCUUUGCUUGGAUCCUCUUUAGCUCUGCACUACCUGGACUGUGUACAGGAUGAGUCUGCAUUCUUGCGCCUUAACUUCUGGCUAGGACACUCCCUUCAAGAGGAGUUUCUGCUAUGUCCUGAAGAUGGGGGCUUAGAAAGUCUUUCUGAGGCAUCUACAUUUUUGAGUACCAUCCUCUCCUCACAAAAGUUUCUCCAGGAGGGUUUCUUCAGCACAGAGAGUUUUCUCUACAAGUUCCUGAGUGUAUGGGAUGGCUCACUUCUGCGCCCCCAGAUUUUGGAUCUUCUCAGCCACAUCCCCAUGAUGACCAGUAAUUAUCUCAGAAUGUUUGUCUUUGAGCCCCUGGUUCAACUCUACUUCACCUCUAAUGUGUUCUUUAAGUGCAGCGUCAUUGAGUGUCUGAACAGUAUGCUGCUUAAAUGGCUGACCUGGCAUUCUGUGAACCCUCUAGAGGAGUGCCUAGAACUCAGCGUCAACCCCAAUACCACAGUAACUAUGACCUUGUCUAGGUUAAUAGAUACAGUCACAGAGCUUGUGAACUUUGUGGGCUGCCUGGCUACUGAGGGACUGCAUCUAGAGAACUGCCACACCCUGCUCCUAAACCAGACACUCAACUUCUACGAGACGGUGUGUGAUAUGUUGGUAAAGUACGACUUGCCUUUAGUUAUCAUGCCCCCAGCUGGUGUGUUUUAUCCAGCUCUCCUCGCCACAGACUCACUCACUGUGGAUCGAUUGGGGUACAUCAUGUACAGAUACCGGAAAAAUCUGACGUUGGCAAAAAAACAGGAGCAGCAGAAUGAGCAAUCAUUUCACAUAAGCAGAUCAACAUACCAAGAUUUCAAUAAACAACUUGUGGCCAUGGUGAACUGUCUGUGGAACUCCAAAUCGUUCUUGCCUGGCACAACCAAUGAGAUUGACGAGCACCUGCUUAUCCAGAGUAAGGUACCCAAGUACAGGAGCCGCUUCGAUCUUGUUCACCAUCCAGCCUUCUUCAAGUAUGCCAUCGAGUUUCACCAAAAGUGCUGGCCAGAGAGGAUGUGUGUGGACCUGGCUGACAUAAAGGUUGGAAGGUACUGGAGCUGGUAUAUGGAGUUUCUUUUCUGCCAGGGCUUUGAUGGCCUAAAUGAUUUCAUCCAGGUCAACACAGGACAGAGCAGCUCCUCCAGCUCUAAUUAGCUGGACCACCAGUGGCUUUGAGAAUCAUGCCUUACCUGUGCGCUGCACAGACAAUAAUUCUUUGUUUGAAAGGUCGUGUACAUAUUUGUUUUCUAGACAGACUUUUUUGAUAGGCUUUUGUGGAGGAAACCACAGUGGAACGGUGUAUAAAUGUGUAUAUAAUUUCUGUUGUGUGGGUCUGAAAGGAGAGUUUAGCUAUAAAGUUUUGCUUUAAUUUGUAAUUUUGCCCUUUGUCCUUUUUGCAGUUUAUAGCUUAUGAUUAAUUUUAUUUCUGCUGUCUAACUUCCAUUGCAGAUGUAUGUUUUAUGUAAUUUCUGAAAGAUUGCAGUGCCUGAAAGCCUAGUCUUUCAUUUGACCACAGGAAGCUCUAAUUUUACCCUGUUUUACCAGUGUAUUUUCAUUUGAACUCUGGUUUAAAUGAUGUAUAAUGGUUAACUUGACUUUAAGUUAACGUUCAUGCAUGCUUUUUUUUUGUACUUCUACAUUUUCUCAUUGAAAAAGUAAUGCUCUGGUACAAGUGUAAAUCUGUAGUUUAAUGAUCAUCAAGCAAAUGCAACUUUCUUUCAUUCCCAUUAAAACCCAUGCACGCAGAAUAACGGAUCUCUGUUUUGAGCUUAAUUAUAAAGAUACCUUGCCAGGACAUACAUUACAGGUUCCUGAAAUGAAUGAACAGAAAAAGUGCAGGUUUGUAAUUGAAAUGCAGUCCUUAGGAUGAGAUAUUGCUGUAUUGUUCAUUUGUCAACUUAAUGCAUUUCACUGCUACUCUGUCAUCUGUUCAUUUACAAUCUUUACAAGUUUUUGAAUAAAUUUUAGAGUUGUGGAAAUUCCAGUGGA